UAAAAAAUAAUAUAUAUAUUUUUUAAAUAUAUAUGUUUUAAUUAUACAAUAGUAUUUACUAAAUAAAUUUUCUGUAAAUACAUAGGAUUAAAAAACAAAGCAUAAAUUUAAUAUCAUAUAUAUGUAUCUGCAUAUAAUUACAAUUUCAUUUUGCUUUCUGAAAAUGUUUAGAAAAAUGCUUAUAAUUUACAUCUACAAUAAUUCAAUUAGUAUAAAAAAAAUUUUUUUUUACAUUUUCUAUAUUAUAAUUAAAAAAAUUUCUAAAUUUUUAAAAAAUGAAUAUUUUGAAAUUUUCUAUAAGUUUGUUGAAAAUUUAAAAUUAAAAAAUAUCAAAAAAAUAUUAAAAGUUUAACGUAUAAUGUAUAAUUAUUAUAUUGUUUUAUUAAAUUGUUUUAUAAAAUAUAUGUAAGAAUAUUUGUUACAUAUAAUUAUAUUUUAUAUUUUUAAAUAAAUAUUAUAUUUGAUAUUAUAAUUAAUAUUAUAAAUAACUUUUAAAUAACUUUUAUGAAAUUAAUUAAUUAAAAUAAUAAUUCUAAAUGAAAACGUUAUAUAUUUUUAUUACAUAUAUAUUAUAUAUAUAUAUAUAUAUUACACAAAAAUUAUUAAAUGUUAUAACUUAUUGAACUUUUAAAAUAAAUGUAUUAAUGUUAUUUUACACAAUUAUGAAAAUAAAAUUUCUAUUUCUUUUAUUGAUAUUACAUUCUUACAUAAUGAUAUAAAAAUUAUUAUUUAGAUUUUUUAAUGACUCGUGACUUCUAAAUUGACCUUGAAAUAUUACAUGUACUUUGAAAUUAUCUCAUGCAAUAGUUAUCUCAUAAAGAACGAUGUAAUUCUAUAGUUUUAGGAGUCAGUUCAAUGAUGAACUUAAAAAGAGCAACAGUACCGAUAUUUGUUAAAUCAUUUAAUCGUGCUUUCAUUUAGAUUCGUAUUUAAUAAUCGCAUAUACAGGAACAUUUUAUUAUUGUAUAUGUGAAAUGACUGCAGCGCCGAACUCAAACACUUUUAAAUCGUAAGCUGUUACUACUUGAUUACGAGUUUCUAGCAGAUCAUAGUUUCAGUUCGUGCUACUUUAAUAUUAUUUUUAUAUAUACAUACAUAUAUGUACUUAUAGUAAUAGUUAUGCAAUAAACUUUGUAUCUAAAACCGGCCGGUCAAAUAUGAGUAUAUUAUUAAAUAUUUAAUCUUGAAAAUUGUAUAUGAGUUUCAAUAUUAAAUAACUAACUUAUUUAAUUUCAUGUUCUUUAAUGUCUUAAAAUUUGUAUUUGAUCAUGAUUAUUUUACAUAUAUACUGUAGUUAUGAAUUCGUUUAACUGUCCAGGUAUUGAAUUUGUAAUUGGAGGAUUAGCUGCAGUGGGAGCUGGAUUUUUUACGAAUCCAAUUGAUGUAAUAAAAGUACGAUUACAAUUACAAGGAGAGCUUGAAGCACGCAGUACAUACAAAAAAAUAUAUAAGAAUACUCUACAUGCAGGCUAUUUAAUUGCAAAACAUGAAGGUAUAUGUGCUUUACAAGCCGGCAUUAUACCGGCUCUAUAUUUUCAAGUGGUGCUCAAUGGAAUACGGUUAGUAGUAACUGGUACAGCUGGAUGUAUUGGAGCUGUUCUUGGCAGUCCGUUUUAUAUGAUAAAAACGCAAUUACAAGCACAAUCAGCACAAUCUAUAGCUGUUGGUUAUCAACAUAAUUAUUUGGGCACUUGGUAUGCAUUCAAAACUCUAUGGAAAGAAGGUGGAAUAGUUGCUUUGUAUCGUGGCUGGUAUGCUGGUAUACCACGUAUUUUUAUAGGAUCUGCGACACAAUUAACCACUUUUGAUUUAGCUGCAGAUUGGUUGCGCUCAUCACAAGUAUUUAUAAAUCAACCAAUACUAUUAACUUUUUUUGCUUCUGUAAUUGGUGGAAGUUGUGUAGCAUUCACUAUACAACCAUUUGAUGUUUUAGCAACAAGAUUGUAUAAUCAACGAAUGGAUGUAGAAGGAAAAGGUACAUUGUAUAAUGGACUUUUGGAUGCAUUUGUUAAAAUAAUACGAACAGAAGGAUUGAUUGGUUUAUAUAAAGGAAUUUUUCCUACAUGGAUGAGAAUAGCACCACAUACUGUACUAUGUUUAGUAUUUUAUGAAAAAUUAGAUCAAUUAUAUUAUAAUAUAUUUCAAAAUUAGCACAUAAUUAAAUUUUUUAAAUAUGUAGGAAGAAAAAAUUUUAUAAUUUUUAAACUGUUGUAUAAAGUACAAUAUAAUAUGAAAAAAUAAAUUAAUUUCUUACAUAGGCAGUGAUGAGUUUCACAUUUUAGUGAUACUUAUGUAUAUACUUAAAAACAUUAGCUUAUUUGUUUGGAUAUUUUAUAACAAUAUCCUAGUGUCAAUUAAAUAUAUAUUUUUUUAAUAAUUAAUUCUUUCAUUAAUCUAAAAAAUAUUUUGAUAAUAUUAUCAAAAUAUUAUUUCUGUAAUUAUUUAAACCUGAUAAAAAAAUAGAAUAAAAUCAACAUUGUAUAUUA
This is a messenger RNA of Apis cerana (Asiatic honeybee), 2486 nucleotides long. RefSeq names its product solute carrier family 25 member 35. The record is from RefSeq and is a predicted model, not a curated record. Lineage: Eukaryota; Metazoa; Arthropoda; Insecta; Hymenoptera; Apidae.